AUGAAUGACAACUUCAACUCGAUCUACAUGCCCUGGAUGCAUGAGGCCGUUCUCGCCAGUAUGGGCGCGAUGCCGUCCGCCAUCGAUCCUUUGCACAUGGAGAACGCGUUGGGACUCAAGCGUAAACGGUCGAUAUCCGGUGGGCGACCACAGGAAGGUCUUUCUCAGGCACACUCGCCCGCGAUCCUGCAUGCACCGCCGCUCAUCCCCCCGUACCCAUUCGUAUCCGUCGAUCUAAACUCGACCAACCUCCACGACUCCUAUCCCGUCGUGCCGCUGCCGCGCCUCGAGUCGCUGCCGCAGCCGAGCGAAGCCGCGGCCGCCGCUCCUCCAAUCCAGUACCCCCGGAUAGCCAAGCUCAAGCAGAAGCAGGUCCAUCAUAUCCAGCUCUCGGGCAUCGUUUCGGCUAUUCUUGAAGACACCGUCAAGCACAUCGAGUCGCUCAUGUUCAAGACCAAGGACGAUCUCCUCAGACGCAACUACGCGGUCGAUCAGAGCCUAAGUCGAGCGCUCGAGCAUAGGAUCUGCAGCGCUCUCAUGGAGCGAAUGAGCCACGAGAGGAUCCGCGCAUCCGACGACACCCUUCAAGCGGCCUCGCCAAAGACAUCCAAGUCAUCAGGAUCAUCGGCAGUACCUGUAACCGAUCCCAACGUGUGCCCAUCGAGCUCCAAUGCCGAAUUGGCCGACAUGAAUGCCGAGCUCCUAAUGGCGCUCGCAUCGGAACCUGCCAUAGCUCGAAACCCAGCAUCCUCAGCCAGUGCAGCGACAGCAGCACAAGUAUCGACCAACAGUGCCCAAGUGACACAAUCGCAGCAGAAACAUGUCGUAUUGGAUGAGCUGACCUAUGGCGAGCGGCUAUUGUAUCGACUAACCGAGUGGUUCAUCAGCCUCGAGGACCUUCCCAUAAACGAAGCCCUCAAGCGCAAGAUCCUCGAGCUGAUAGUGGACUCGUUCCCGACGAGUCUCUUGAAAACACUGCAGGCCAAGUGGAAGCUUGACGAAUUGCCAUGGCUAUUAUGCCAGCAUCCAGGCUGCCACAAGUUCUUCAAGCGACCACAGUAUCUCCGCGAGCACACAAAACGAUGCCAUUCGCUAGACAAGCCGUUCGUCUGCAAGUUCGAAGGCUGUGGCAAGAGCUACAUGAAGUCCUACAUGCUCCGACAGCACCAAAUCAUCCACACGAGCGAACGGCCGUUCGUAUGCACUUUCGAGGGAUGCGGCCGCUCAUUCCAGAGCAAGAGCUCCAAAGCUCAUCACGAAUGCACCCAUGCUUCCGAACGGUCGUUCAAGUGCCCGAGCUGUCACAAAACCUUUGUUCGCAAGGAUAAUCUCAAGAAACAUCUCAAGACUCACAUGGUCAUCCCUAAAGACGACUCCACGGCCAAGCCAAGCCCUGCUCCAGAAAUCAUACCCUCGGAAGCGACCCCGCAGCUUCAACCCAGCGAUGCGGACAUGCUGUUUCACCCUCCUCUACCUCUCUCCAUUGAUCUGGCGUUCCUCAAGACGACACUCCCAUUCUUAGACUCGCCGGCAACGCCUUCGACAGAGCUCCCACUUCCUGACGGUGUGCCGAUUUACCAAGACACGCUGGAUCAUCUCCCAUUCGACUUGUCUCACAUCGCUCCCAAUGCCGAGCCCAUGUCGCCAUCCAGUCUGGCGACAGCUUCGUCUCCGCUGUCCAUGCUACUGCUGAAAAACCUCUCCGCAACCACGUCGAGCACGCCCGAUACCAUGCCAUUCGCUUCUGCGACAACGGACCGUGAUACUCUGCCCAUAACCCUCACAGUGCCGGCCUCGACCGCCGCGACGACAGAGCCUUCGAUCCUGGAGCAGCUUCUGGAGCUCGCCAAGACCGUCACUCCAGACAACGAUCCAGAGCCGGACGAGCAAAAUCCAGCAGGCGGAUCAUCGCCGCUGUUACUCAUGUCCUUGAUGGACUCGGCUACGAGCCCGUCAGAGUGUUAUUUUGACAUGCUUCUGAAAUAG
Polychytrium aggregatum is the source of this 1986-nucleotide messenger RNA. RefSeq lists its product as uncharacterized. NCBI's taxonomy places the organism in Eukaryota, Fungi, Chytridiomycota, Chytridiomycetes, Polychytriales. The transcript is spliced from 3 exons. Bases 1 to 1986 code for a protein of 661 amino acids. Gene Ontology annotation, molecular function: DNA-binding transcription factor activity, RNA polymerase II-specific; RNA polymerase II cis-regulatory region sequence-specific DNA binding. The record is from RefSeq and is a predicted model, not a curated record. Gene Ontology annotation, cellular component: transcription regulator complex; PcG protein complex. Gene Ontology annotation, biological process: regulation of transcription by RNA polymerase II.